Molecule: messenger RNA, 874 nt
Organism: Mus caroli (Ryukyu mouse)
Lineage: Eukaryota; Metazoa; Chordata; Mammalia; Rodentia; Muridae
Gene: Bbip1
Product: BBSome interacting protein 1
Biological process (GO): receptor localization to non-motile cilium; cilium assembly
Cellular component (GO): BBSome
Source: RefSeq, a predicted model, not a curated record
GCCAGGAGGUGGGCGUAGCCGGACCCCGCCUGCGCCCCAGGGGCUGCCUCCUCUCCCAGAGCUGAAGAGUGAGACAUUGUCUCAUGUAGUUCCUCCUGUGGGCGUUUGGAGUCAAGAAGUCAAUCGUUCUGAUAACUACAGAUUGGAUUCCUAAAGCUGCAAGGAAAAAAAAAGAACAAUUUUCAGCAGUCAUCGACAUCAGAGCUGCCCGUUCCAAUAGAUUGUGAAGAGUGUAUUACUUCAGCCUUCUUUGAUUCCUCUUCAUCUUCCUGGAGAAUUGUAAUGUUGGUAAUUGAUUUCUCACUGAAGGAGCAAAAGACUGCAUCCAGCACUUUACAGAUGGCAGAAGUGAAGUCGAUGUUCCGAGAAGUCCUUCCAAAACAAGGGCAGUUGUCUGUGGAAGAUGUAACCACAAUGGUGCUGUGUAAACCCAAGCUCUUGCCCUUAAAAUCUCUGACGCUGGAAAAACUGGAGAAAAUGCAGCAAGCAGCACAGGAUACAGUCCGUCAACAAGAAAUGGCAGAAAAGACAACCGGCAAAUAAGCCACUAAUUACUACCACUGUAGGGGACGCCCCAUCUUAACCCCUAACUGUUCAGUCACUAGAAACUAUUCUGCAUCUGUAGGCUAGAAAUACUUAAGCUGGACAUUCAACAUUUUAAAACACAAAAUUUGGGCGUUUAAACAUUGGUUUGUGUUAAAAGGAAAACUUUGAACCAAGUUUUAUGGAAUUUUGAAAGUUUUUAAAUUAUAAAUUUCUCACUUUCUCAGUUUAUUUACCAUAACUAUUGUUAUGAAUGUAAGACAUUAAAUGCAUCUUUUAUGGAUGAAGGAUUUAUUAGAAACAUGAAUCUGAAAAUAAACUUUAAUGUGAA